Molecule: messenger RNA, 1515 nt
Organism: Ilex paraguariensis (yerba mate)
Lineage: Eukaryota; Viridiplantae; Streptophyta; Magnoliopsida; Aquifoliales; Aquifoliaceae
Source: the annotation of a GenBank genome assembly
AUGGUCAAAAGAGGCAAGACCCUAAGUGUACGGAAAUGGCAAGCUGCAUUCACUCCAGAAGGAUAUCUUGAUAUAGGGAAGACACUUAGUCGAAUCUAUCGUGGGGGGAUUCAUCCGUCAAUUAGGGGAGAAGUAUGGGAGUUUCUACUUGGUUCUUAUGAUCCUAAGAGCACAUUUGAUGAUAGAGAGCAGAUACGGCAACGUCGAAGGGCGCAAUAUGCUUUGUUGAAAGAAGAGUGUCACCAAAUGUUUCGCCUUAUUGGAAGUGGGAGGUUUAUCACUGCCCCCAUAAUUACUGAAGAUGGUGAACCUAUUCAAGAUCCCGUGGUACUUAAGGAACUGGCAUCACUUCCUCAAGAAAAUGCUGCUUCCAAUGGUUCCGAACUGGAAAAAGGGCUGCCGGACAAGAAAGUAAUUCAAUGGAAGCUUACACUACAUCAAAUAGGUCUCGAUGUGGUUCGCACUGACAGGACACUAGUGUUUUAUGAGAAGCAAGAAAAUUUGUCAAAGCUUUGGGAUAUUCUAGCUGUCUAUGCCUGGUUUGACACUGAAGUUGGCUAUUGUCAAGGAAUGAGCGAUCUUUGCUCCCCCAUGAUCAUUCUUCUUCAAGAUGAGGCUGAUGCUUUUUGGUGCUUUGAACAUUUGAUGCGCAGACUGCGAGGAAAUUUCAGAUGCACGGAGAGAUCAAUCGGGGUGGAGGUGCAACUUGGUACUUUGGCUUCAAUUACUCAAGUUAUUGAUCCUAAGCUUCAUCAACACUUAGAGACCCUAGGUGGAGGUGACUAUCUGUUUGCUGUCCGGAUGCUUAUGGUUUUGUUUCGUCGAGAAUUUUCUUUUGGUGACUCAUUGUACCUUUGGGAGAUGAUGUGGGCUCUGGAGUACGACCCUGACUUAUUUUCUGUGUAUGAAGACGGUGAAUCAGCAAGUGAAAACUCUGAGGGGUCCAAAGGAAAAGUGAAGUCAAUACGCCAAUGUGGGAAGUAUGAGAGAGAAAAUAUGAAGAAUGGGUCCAAAAGUGCUCAAGCCCCUCUCCCCAUAUCUGUUUUCCUCGUGGCUAGCGUCCUCAAAGAUAGAAGCUCGAAAUUACUGACAGAAGCUCGGGGACUGGAUGAUGUUGUUAAGAUACUGAAUGACAUAACAGGAGAUUUAGAUGCCAGAAAAGCUUGCAGUGGCGCAAUGAAGCUUCACAAGAAGUAUCUAAAAAAGGCUAAGAAGACAUGACAUCGAAAUGAAAUUUAGAAUUCUGCCCGACACAACUGAAUUUUUCGCCCUGUCAAGAAACAAUGGCUGCUUUUUUUUUUUUUCGCACGCUGCUGCUUGAUUUAAUGAGACUCUCAUAUUCUUCAAGAAAAAGUUUGAUCUUGGCCAAAUACUGGGGGAGGUAUUCAGGGAAAUCAAUCUUCAUUGUAUGUAUAUUGAAAAAUAUUCUCUUUAAGGCAUUAUAUGAAACUGUGUUCUUGUACUAUGUAUUAUUGUGUUGCAAUUGUUCUAUGAAAUAAAAAGGAAAAAAGCAAG